AGUGACGUAAAUCACGUAAAUUCCUUACGCCUUUGGACUGUGGCCAAGUACUUUACGUGAUUUACGUCACUGUCGUUGGCGUGGGCGGAUGUCGCGGAGCAACACGGAAGUGGCGGUGAGCGAAUGUCAACAACAACAACAAAAAGGACGAAUUAAAGAUAAAAUCAUCUUCCCACACGAAGCUACUUGUCUCAGAGAUCCUGCACAUCUACUGACAUGAAGUUUUUACACCAUGGAGAGUGAUUUAUUUUUUAUUGUUCGGUAAUUAAAACACUCAGAUUUCAGUGGGAAGAGAGAGAGAGAAUCAACAUGGAUGUCCAUUACGGCCUGUGGAUUUUUAGCCUUUUGCUUUUAACAGUCCAUUGCAGUCUGGAGCUGGCCUCCAGUUCAGCACAAUGUUUCAAAUCAUCCAAAAUACUGCAGGCGAGACAAGGAGAAAUUCGUGGUUCCAAUCGUCACAGCGCUCCCGGGGCUGUGAACUGCAGCUGGGUAAUCACUUCCCAAGUGGGAGAGCGUGUGGUUCUCAGUUUCUCUGAGUUUUCCAUUAGAUGUGGCUGGAGUUGGCUAAGCUUGACCACCGUUACAGGCCGUCCUGUGUCGCUCUGUGGAUACCAGCUGCCUAAGCCAAUGGAGUUCAGAGGGGGAAACAUUACAGUGACGCACCACUUUGUCCCGCACUUCUCAGUUUCAGGAUUCCAUCUGUCAUACAUUAAAGACACCGGUCCGUGUUACCCUGGUGAGUUUGAGUGUUACAGUGAGCGCUGUCUUCCCAUGUCCUGGCACUGUAACGGCCAGGUGGAGUGCCUCGGGGAAGGUGACGAGCUCGGCUCGGACGAGGAGGACUGUGACCCUGUCAAACCAAAACCUCGCCUGGGCAAUGAACCCUCACCAUUCCCAUCUGAAAUCCCAGCAAGCACAGCUAGUAACUCUGAGACGGAACAUCUGUCUGAUCUUCUGUCUCCAGCCCAGGGUGGGCCUUGUGGGGGGUAUCUGCAGGCUUUCUAUGGCUCUUUUGUGCCCCCUGUGCUGACGGGUGUAGCAAUGGAGUGUGUGUGGUCAGUGGACCCACAGGACUCCCGGCCUCUCAAGCUGGAGCUGCAACAGCUGGCACUUGGCUCUGGAGACAGCCUCAUCAUCACAGACCAACCUGCCGGGCGUGGAAGUGUCAUUACAACUGUCACAUAUAUAUACAAUUACAAAACAGUGGAGGUGGAGUCUCCUACUGGUCUGCUGUCAGUAAUAUAUCAUGUACAGGAGGCGUCUGAGGGACGGGGCUUCAAUGCCACAUACCGCAUCGCUGACUACUGUCUGCCCUGGGAAGGUCUUUGUAAGGGAUCAGAGGGAGGCUGCUACACACCGAAGCAGCGUUGUGAUGGUCACUGGGAUUGUGCAGAGACAGGCCUGGAUGAGGAUGGCUGCGGCGGAUGCUCGGCUGGCUACUUCCCGUGCGGGACACUGCCACAGCCGAGGGCGGGGCAUCUCAGCCGGCCUACCUGUUAUUCCAUCAAAGAGCGGUGUAACUACCAGCUGAACUGCGCUGAUGGGAGUGACGAGAGAGAGUGCAAAGUGUGUCAGCCUGGAACGUUCCACUGUGACAGUGACAGGUGUGUGUUUGAGAGCUGGCGAUGUGACGGACAGGUUGAUUGUAAGGACGGCACUGAUGAACUAAACUGCACUGUGACGUUGCCUCGAAAAGUCAUCACCGCGGCGACUGUGGGCAGCCUGGUGUGCGGUCUGCUGCUGGUUAUUGCAAUGGGCUGCACAUGCAAACUGUACUCGCUUCGCACACGAGAAUACAGCCUGUUUGCCCCAAUCAGCCGCCAAGAGGCGGAGUUUAUCCAGCAACAAGCCCCGCCCUCCUACGGUCAGCUGAUUGCUCAGGGGAUUAUUCCUCCUGUAGAGGAUUUCCCUACAGAGAACCCCAAUGAGCCCACCUCCCUUUCUCUGAGAGGACUGCUUCAGCUUAUCAGACAGGACAACAUCUCCCCGCGGCGAAGACGCAGGCCACGGUUUGUCCGCAGAGCGGUUCGCCGCUUGCGGAGAUGGGGCCUGAUUUCCAGACCAACCUCUAGAUCUACCCAGACCACAAGCUCCACCACUCAACAGACAGAAGUUGCUCCUACAGACCAGGAGCCCAGACAGUCCGGCCCUCCAGGCUCCUCUGUGCCCAGGGAAAAUGCUGACCAGCCUUUGCCACAAAAAGUGGGGUUAUCCCAGCAAACAGAGCAAGAACAACAGACAGACACACAACCUUCUCUUUCCUCGCCUCCUCCUCCUCCUACAACACUUCCCACAACUACACAUUCCCUUCAGCCAGCUGAUGCUCCACAAAUACGCCACAGCCUCCCUGUCACUGCUGCACCCAGCAGCCCCUCCCUGGCCUCUCUCUUCCAUUCUCUGGGGCUAAGUAUUUCUCGUUUCAGAUCUUCGUCUUCCUCCCCUACUGCACUUCCUCUCUCAGCUUCUCCGUCUUUCUCCUCUUCCUCAGAAGACGAAGUGCUACUGAUCCCUCUUUCUGAUGACACGACCUCUGAGGAUGAUGUGCCCAUGCUGACUUGAAUCGAACCGCACUCCCUUUCACUUUUAAUGUUUUUUCUUUUUUUCUUUUCACUUUUCUUCCUGUUUUUCACCUCUAAAUUAUGAUCUCAGCAUGUAAGUGGCAUCAUGUUUGCAGUCUGUUCUGGCAAGGUGCCUUAUUUCACAUGAAUAGGGUCAUUCUCCUGUAUCCAGUAUUGGACAAAUGUGUCAAAGACUUUAAUCUUUGUGCUUGUUAGUUGUGCACUUACUCAGAGAUUGUGUGUGAUAGCAGACAAUCUUCCUUGACCUCUCUUUAAUGAGCGUGUUUACAUGUACAACACAACAUCAUCUUGUUUCAGCACAUUCAAGUGUUCGAGGAACAGCACGUUACGGUAUCUGAAAUUAGAUUAUAGAGGACAGUUAUGCCUGGAUUGUAGCCUAUUUGACUGUGUUCAUGUUGUUCGGAGCAUGUAUGCCAUUAAGCGGACACCUUUUGUUUUUUAACAUUUGCGCAUGCAUAAAAAGAACUUGAAUAAGGAAAUAAAUUGGGCCUCGGUCGACUAAAAGUGGAGACUGCACAUGAACAGACAUUAUAUGAACUUGUUCUUGUCAAAUGCUUGUUAUUGGAACUAAUAGUUUCACAUCUUAUAGCCAGGCAUCUAAAUACUGGUAAAUCUUGACAUUUGCAGGCCCACUGCUAUUUUUUUACAGAUUAUCAAAUGACUUAAGGUUAUUUUGUACAUGUAAACACACACAUUGAAACUGUCCUGUGUCUCAAGAAAAUAUACAGCACCAUGAUACACAUGUCCAGACUUUCAUCUUAUAGUUUAUUUUUUCACAAUUAGUUAACGUGUGUGUGUGUGUGUGUGUGUGUGUGUGUGUGUGUGUGUGUGUGUCUAAGAGAGAGAGCGCGAGAGAGAUACUGCUAUACACAUGGCUGUGUGUAUUCUUUAGAAGUGCCUUUGAUAGAGCUUCCUAUAGAUCACUAGACACUAUGUGACUCUAUGUACUUGCACAUGAAGGCCAAACUCACACAUGUAAAAGUUAACACCUCAGUUUAAAUCGUAAUUUACCCAGGCCAUGAUCAAGAUAUUGCAUGGCAAGAACAUGUGUGUGUGUUUGUGUGAAUGUAGUCAUUCAGUUGAGACAAUCUUUGUGCCUGAGGCAGUUAUUCGCACCACCGUUCUGAAUUUCUUCACAUUACUUUUAAUGACACUUAAAACAUUUCCUUCUAUUUCUUCUUCUAAUUUCAGCUUUUGGCUCAAUAAGCAGUGAAAGAAACACGAGUGCCAUAAAUAGAAUCUUGUUUUGCACUUACUCUAAUGAAUCUUUCCCUCUCUUUUUGCCAUGUCGAUAUUGUUUUUAUUACUGAAUGUAUUGAAGCGGCUAGCUGUGUAACAUGUUUCUCGCCAGUGGUGAUUGCAAUAGAAAUUUGUGGUUUGGAAUAAAAAAAAAAAAAAUUUAAAUGCUUUUCGUAGGAUGUGUUUCACUGUAUAUAUGCUGAAAGAUCUAGAAAAACCACAAUGAAUAAAUCAUUUGCACUUUUA
Tachysurus fulvidraco (yellow catfish) is the source of this 4064-nucleotide messenger RNA. It is a transcript of the gene lrp10, whose product is annotated as low density lipoprotein receptor-related protein 10. Gene Ontology annotation, cellular component: plasma membrane. Lineage: Eukaryota; Metazoa; Chordata; Actinopteri; Siluriformes; Bagridae. Gene Ontology annotation, molecular function: protein binding. The record is from RefSeq and is a predicted model, not a curated record. The coding region runs from base 310 to 2559 and encodes 749 amino acids. The transcript has 10 exons.